Helianthus annuus (common sunflower) is the source of this 1348-nucleotide messenger RNA. Its product is annotated as probable pectin methylesterase CGR3. Gene Ontology annotation, molecular function: methyltransferase activity. The coding region runs from base 275 to 1066 and encodes 263 amino acids. Gene Ontology annotation, biological process: pectin metabolic process. Lineage: Eukaryota; Viridiplantae; Streptophyta; Magnoliopsida; Asterales; Asteraceae. The record is from RefSeq and is a predicted model, not a curated record. The transcript has 7 exons.
CACGGGCCCCUGUUAUUACUAACAUGCGCCGGGUGCGCAUAUCUCUUCAUCUUCACGAGAAAUAGCAGAAAUUUACCGUACGAGUUUAUACAUUUCUUUAUCACCGUCAGCUACAGAGAUUCUAGAGAGAGAGAGUUAUAAAGUCUUUUUGAAUAUUUUAGCACAAACUCACUGCUAAAAACACAGAUCUAGAUCCAAAUAACUGCUCUCAACUCAAGAUCUCCAAGCUCCCUAGCUCUAUCCUGCUUCAUUCAGGUGAAUCACAACACAAACGAUGUCAAGGAGGCCAGCUAGUUUAUCUCGGCGUCUUGGAGAUGGAGCUGGCAUUCCCUUUAUGGGGUCCUUGAAUCCAAAAUCACGUGCAUCACCGUUUUUAUCCAUUGGACUUGUGCUAGUGGGAGCUUUUCUGAUAAUUGGAUACGUUUAUAGUGGUUCAGGUGGAAGCAAUGGUGAUAAAGCAGCUUUAAGUAGGCUUGAAGGUGGCGGUGUUUCAUGCUCAGCAGAGAUUAAUCAAGCAUUACCAUAUCUGAAGAAAGUAUACGGUGACAGCAUGCAUAAAGUUCUGCAUGUAGGUCCCGACUCAUGCGCAGUGGUCUCCAAAUUGUUAAAAGAAGAAGAUACAGAAGCAUGGGGUCUGGAACCCUAUGAUUUGGAUGACAGUGAUGCAAACUGCAAAAGCCUUAUACGCAAAGGCAUUGUUCGCGUUGCUGAUAUAAAGUUUCCUUUGCCGUAUAGGUCAAAAUCAUUUUCUCUUGUCAUUGUCUCAGAUGCCCUUGACUAUUUGUCCCCAAGGUACCUCAACAAGACUCUUCCUGAAUUGGCUAGAGUUUCUUCAGACGGAUUUGUUGUUCUAUCUGGUUAUCCUGGUCAGCGUAGAGUUAAAGUGGCUGAGAUGUCUAAGUUCGGCCGCCCUGCAAAACUACGAAGCUCUUCGUGGUGGAUUCGGUUUUUUGUUCAAACAAGAUUAGAAGAGAAUGAAGUUGCUACAAAGAAGUUUGAAAUGGCUGCAUCCAAGAAGGGUUACCAGUCAAGCUGCCAGAUAUUCCAUCUGAAAUCGCUCAGUUGAGUUACAUCCUAUUAUGAAGAAAGAAGUAAAGUAUAAAGUUGAAAAAGCAUACAACAUGUUCUAAAGCAUAACGAUUUGGAAUUUUUUGUACUCUCAAGUGGGUUGACUCAUUGGUAUACUGAAGAUGUAUAUUGUUUGUUACUCUUGUUUCAUGUCUUUUCAUAUUGUUAUGUAAUUUUAGACUGUUUCAUUUUCGAACUAUUGCUUUAAAGGUUAAUUCAGUUGUAAAAGAAGCCUAGUUAUACUUAAUGAUUUCAUCUCAUGUGGAGGGUGUGCUCAUCA